ACGAUAAAUGGCUGGGGUGAAAUCUGUCGAAAUAUUAUCUGAAAGAGUUAAAUCUUGUGAUUUCUGGAGCCCUUAUUUGUGAUUGGUCAAAAGUUAGGCUAUGGGCUGGACCGUGGUCCGCUUUCACUGUUUGUGUGCAUAGGGACCGUGCUCGCUCGCUGGUACUAUCGGCAUACAAAAUUUAAAUACGAUUUCAGCUUUCAAGCACAAAGGGAAACCGAGUCAAACUUUACUUGGAUUUUCCGAUGGACGUUUGGCAUAAUUUCGCACAUCAGAACGCAACGUCCCUAAUUUCUGCGCUGGUCUUCGGUUUCAGGACCUGCUCAGUGGACACGCGAGAUUUUUUACUGCUUGACUUGUCUUGACUGCCUCCCAGGCGCAAUUUCUAGACUCAUCGUGCAUGUGUGUUGAAGGCGCUAAACACAAUUCUUAAGGAUUUGGAUCUGUGGUGGAAAGUAACUAUUCUGACCGAGCCGUCUCCACUGGUUUUUCGAUUUCCAAAGAAGCAGGACACCGCCAUCUGUCAGAGUUCACUGGUCUCCUCUCCUGUCUGACGAAAGAGUUUAGACCGAAAAGUUCAGACACAUACGCUCAGAGAUGGAGUUAAUCAAACGAAUGUUAUCAAGAUUGUUUUAAAAUGGGAAACAACAUGGAAGUUAACUUCUGCUGUUGGUAAUUUUAGAUUUGAAAACUAGAAGGCUGCCUCUGUCAGAAUGGGAUUUUUACAGGUUGUUCUGUUCAUUUUUGAGAUUAUUCUACUGUCUGACUGUGCAAGGGGUCCCCCACGGGUGGCGGAGAAAAUCGCACAUCGGCAGACAGUGCGAAUCGGACGCACCAUGAAGCUGCCAUGUCCUGUAGAGGGCGACCCGCCUCCCCUCAUCAUGUGGACAAAAGAUGGACGCAACAUACACAGCGGCUGGAUGCGAUUCCGCGUCCUUCCCCAGGGUCUGAAGAUCAAGGAGGUGGAGGCAGAGGAUGCUGGAACCUUUGUCUGCAAGGCCACCAAUGGUUUUGGCAGUGUCAACAUAAACUAUACCCUCAUUGUCAUUGAUGACUCCAGCUUAGGGAGAGAUGGGCCAGGGGCUGCAGGCGAAGGAGACAUAGAGUAUGCCACCGACGACCUAUCAGGGAAACUAGUUCGGCCACGCUUCACACAACCUGCAAAGAUGCGGAAGCGUGUGAUCGCACGUCCAGUGGGCAGCUCCAUUCGGCUCAAGUGUGCAGCCAGUGGGAAUCCACGUCCAGACAUCGUCUGGCUAAAGGACAGCAAGCCACUGACACCACAGGAAGUAGGAGAGGGACGCAAGAAGAAAUGGACCCUGAGCCUAAAGAAUCUGACCCCUGAGCACAGUGGGAAGUACACUUGCCGUGUCUCCAACCGUGCUGGUGAAAUCAACGCCACCUACAAGGUGGAAGUCAUACAGAGGACAAACUCUAAACCCAUACUGACCGGAACUCACCCGGUCAACACCACAGUGGAUUAUGGCGGGACUACAUCAUUCCAGUGCAAAGUGCGCAGUGAUGUCAAGCCAGUUAUACAGUGGCUGAAGCGGGUGGAGCUGGGUGAUGAGAACAAAUACAACUCCACCAUUGAAGUGGGUGACCACCGUUUCGUAGUGCUGCCCACUGGUGAGGUGUGGUCACGACCUGAUGGCUCCUACCUCAACAAGCUGCUCAUCACACGUGCCAAGGAGGAGGAUGCUGGCAUGUACAUUUGCCUAGGUGCCAACACCAUGGGUUACAGCUUCCGCAGUGCCUUCCUCACUGUUUUUCCAGACCCCAAGCCACCCAGUGCAACCAUGCUCACCCCAACCUCCAGUGGCCUCCCCUGGCCUGUGAUUAUCGGGAUCCCAGCAGGUGUGGUGUUCAUCUUUGGAACAAUCUUACUGUGGUUGUGCCAGUCCAAGAAACAGUGCUCUCCACCAGCAGUAGUCACUGCCCAGGCAAUGCCAGGGUCCCAUCGCCAGCCCCCACGGGACCGAGCCAAUGCACCCCCCAGCCAGGACAACGACUGUAUGGGGUCUGUCAGUUAUGAGGACUGCCUGGCCCAGCAGCAGCAGCUCCUCCUCACACAGGGGAGCUCCACACUUGCCCCAAAAAUGUACCCCAAACUCUACACAGACAUCCACACACAUACCCACUCCCAUGUGGAUGGAAAGGUGCAUCAACACCAGCACAUCCACUACCAGUGUUAGCUGACCACUCACUUCCCACUCAUCCUCCCUCCAAAUUCCCUACAACCCCCCCCCCCCCCCCACCCCAUCCCAUCCUCCCAUAACCCUGCUCUCUCGAAUCAAUGCCCUCUCCGGACUGCACCCAAGGUCGAAUGCCCCAAAAGCUGGAUGUCUGAAAGAAAAGCCUAUCACUGCCGCACUGCUUUCAUGGAACAGGGUCAGUAGUGUACUGUGGAAAGGGAGAAUCAUACUUUGAAUUCACCCAUAUUAUGGACACAUAGAAGGUCUUCCAAAGUCUCAGCCAUUUUGAGGAGAUGUCAAAGUAAAUGGUCAGCAGUUGAGAAACACUGUUAUUUGCUAAAUCCCAGUUCGAUGCCAUAGUUUUUGUUGUUGUGUAUUCUACAACAGAAGCAGGGCCACCGUCUGUUACCUGCCUGACUUCACCUUGCACCUCUCUGGCUUGGUGUCGAAUAUAAUCACAGAUUCCAUGGAACAGACCAAAAGGAAAUCCUGAAGUGGCAGCAUGUUUCAUCCUAGAUGCAAGUAAACUUCAGCAAACAGCACAGGAUUACAGUACUGUGAAAACUGCAUGCAUAUUUUUUAUUUGCCAUUGGAUUAAGAAUACACUAACAUAUCUCAACGAUAUGUACAGGCCACAUGGUUUAUAAGUUCUUGCAAAAAGUAAAAAUAAAGUAACUGUAAUACCUGCACCAAAGUACAGCAAGGUUCAUUUCAAUCUGCACUUCAAAGUUUUGUAUUGGCUUUAAAAGGUACUGUCAGAAACGAACUGUGUCUUACCUGGAUUCAUUUAUGGAAUUGCUUUUCGGAGCCAGAUAUUGGACCUCAUAGAAAAUGGUGAAAUAAUAUAUACAUUUCUUGGGUUUUUCAUGAAAUCAGGAAUUUGGGAGAUUCACAUAACUAUUCACCACGUUUUCUUGCACUUAUUUGGUUCUAAGAAGGUGAAUGUGGUUCAAAGCAUUCUGGCCCACACUCAAAGAAGUACCCUACCUGUGAGUUUAUUCUUCCAGCAAAGUAAUAUUUGUGUGGAUGUAUAUGGAUGGUAGGGCCCAAGGGGGGUUCUAAAUCACAAGCAAUGGAUCAUUGGCCUAACGGAAUUAACGGACAUUAGGAGGUGCGGCGUGGACCACCUCGUGUUAUUGUCUUCCAGUCCCAACCACCUCUGCCCUGUCUGGGAGGACAUAGCUCUAAGAGGGCUGGACAUUGUGGAAAGAUCCGGAAAGGUUAGUUUCAAUCUUGUAUACUCAGGUGGCCUGCCUUUUUUUUAAAGCUCUUUUUAUAUUUGUUCCUUAAUCUCCUUUGUUUGUUCAUGUUCUAAGGAUUUGUGUACACUACCCUGACCACUACCGGUGCCAAUUGGAAACUACAAAUUUUGCCUUUGACUGCUGUGUUUCCCUGCUCUGUUGGUGGCUUCUGGGACUGUGGGAAAGAAUGGAAAAGGAGCCCACUGAAUGGCAAAUUGUCAGGACUGCCAUGGUGGGGAGGGUUGGUCAUUAAUUAUAGGUAUAACAAUAAAAUAUCAGAGAUUAUGAAUCCAAAAUGUUCAGUCUUGAAGCGGCCCUGUGUUUUGUACAACUGAGCCGCCUGAGUGGGCUGCCAUGUUUAAGAUCCAAUAGUCUUGGAUAGAGUUUUGAUUUGAAUAACAUAAAAGUUGUUGUAAACAAUUUCUUGUCAUUGCAUUUUACUAUCUUUGGAGGAAUACAGGACCAUGGUAAUGCCUAUGUGGACUAGAGUCAAAUUUAACAACAAAAUAUAAAGCUUUACUAAUUAUAUAUAGAUUUUAAAUAGAAGUCAUGUAUAUUUAAUUUAUUUUGGUAAGCAAAAAGUAAUGUAUAAUAUGUUCAUCAGGCAUUUAAAUACCUACUUUGAUCCAAAAGAUAAACAAUUGAUGCCAUUUUGUUCCUAUAGAUGCCAUGUAAGCUAUGUAGUAUACAUCAAGUACAUUGUCAAUGCUAUAUUUGUAUGUGCUGUUUAAAGGACAAAUAUGUUAUUAGCAAUCUGUGUAUUGACAAUCCUGUACAGUCUACCCUCUUUUUAAGUUGAAAGUGCUAGUAAAAGUUUAUUCAUUUGGAGACAUUUUAAUCAUUUUAUCAUUAUUAAAAGGAGAAGAAAAAACACUGUUCAUUGUCAUUGUUUGAAAUAAAGUAUUUGACCCAUUAUUAUAAUAUACCACCUCUGCAUCAUAAUAAUGUUUGUCUCCAUAACACUUUAAAUAACUUUAAAUAACCUGCUCCUGCUUCCUUAUACAGGUACCUUAGGGGACUACAAGAAAGAUGUGCUGUAACUGAGUAUUUUUCAUAUUUUGCAAAUAAAUGGUUGCAGAGGCUGCAUCAAUGGUUUAGGCCCCAUGGAAUUGGAAGUCCUAACCAACUCCAAUCCUUUAUCUCUCCUGCCUGAACACACAGUUUAAGAUAUACAGUAUCGCUGCUGAGCGGGCAGUUUAGACGUUAUCACUGCUGAACUUACAGUUUCGAAACCAUCACUGUUGAGCAUAUAAUAUAGAGAAUAUUACCCCUUAACCCAGAGUUUCAUCCAAGGUCACAGGUCUCAUGCUGAAGCCAGGGGGGCUAACUAUUGCAUCAUUUUUUCCUGCUGACCAGCAGACAUGCCAACAUGCACCCUGCUUCUGCGUAACGGCCGAAGCUAAGCAAGUGUGGGCUUGGUUAGUACUUGGAUGAGAGACCACCUGGGAAAACUAAGUUGCAGCUGGACGUGGUGUUGGUGAUCCAGCAGGGGGCAGUCUUCCCUCUGGUCGAAUAAACCCCAAUGCCCCAGAGCUGUGAGGGGGACACUGUGCUAUUGGAAAUUCCGUCUUUCGGACGAGAUGUUAAACCGAGGUCCUGACUCACUGUGGUCAUUAAAGACCCGAUGACACUUGAGCAAAGAGUAGGGGCUUCCCCAGUGUUCUGGCUAAAUUCCCAACGUGGCUCUCUCCAACUAGCGACCUAAUCAUCCCCUGAUAUAAUUGGUUAAAAAAAUGUUCUCUCCCUCUCCACCUUAACCAAUGUGUGGUGAGUGUUCUGUUGCAAAAUGGCUGCCCUGCAUCACCCAGGUGGGUGCUACACAUUGGUGGUGGGUAAGGUGAGGUCCCAGUCAUCACUGUAAAGCCCUUUCAGAAAAAGUGUUAUAUAAAUGUAAUGAUUCAUUCAUGAUCAAAUGGACAUGUGUUCAGAUCCUGGCCCUGUAUUUGUAUUUGUGAAAAUAACACUACAAAAAAAAAAAAAAAAAAAAACAGUACAGCACCUGUUCUCUCAGUCACUGGUGUACUGAUCUAUCAGGAGUCCCCAUUUGAAUAUUUAGCUCUUUGCAGCCAUGAAGGAUGGAGAUGAAAUUGAACUUACUGAAGUUCAAAUUGAACUUACUGAAAUAUAGAAAAUGUAUGGUGAAGUAUAAUGAAUGUAUUGUGGGUUGAUGAAAAUAUAUGAAAAUUUGAUUCUUGGAUAAACAUUCUUGUGUAAUGGACCCUAAUGAUGUCUCUUAACAGGCCUUCUAAAAAAGAGUAUAUUCUAAAAAAAAAACUAUAUGACAUCACUAAUCAUUAUAAAGAGAAAUGACAUCAAUGCAGGUUGGUCAUAUUUCAGUCAAAGCAAAAAGAACAGCCUACUUCUUGAGAAUAGUUUUUGCUGUGCUAUGCCGGUAACAAAGUAUCAAAAUGCAUACAAUGAAUCAGAUGUUACAUUUCAGUCUUUACACCUCCAUACCAGCAAAAAACCAGGGGUCAAAUUGUUAAACAUUAAUUUGAACAGAUUUUAAGUUGUACAUAAGCUCAAGUCCACAGCAGCAUGGCGAUUUAUAAAAUGUAUGCUUCUAUAUAGGUUCCUGAGCACACAUACAAAAAAUUCCUUGGUGGUGCAGCUGUAUUGGAGGUAUUAGACCAAUGUUUUUCCUAUAGCUAUAUAGGGUGAAUAAUGGAAGAGGAAUGUGGUGAUUUCUCAAUAAAAGAUGUAAAUGUAUGUUUAACAUUAAUUUAUUAAUUUAUAUGCACAUUUUAAAUAUUCUUGUUUGCGGUUUGCUUUUGGCUUAGAGGUGCGCUUUGGACUGUUGCUAAGUAGUUUUUACAAACAUUAUUGCUUUGUUUUCCCUUAAUUUCUUCAAGUAUUGAAAAUAUAUUGGUUAUUUCUCUCCAUUUCUUCAAUAUUGCAGAUCCCCUGUCAAUUAUUAAAGUUACUCUGACCCAAGAAGCCUACAAGGGCAACAUUGUUCCAGCUUAUUCCAGCGCUUCACUUCUACUGUGCCUUUCAGACCCCUUCACUUUUUCCACAUUUUGUUACGUGACAGCCUUAUUCUAAAAUUGAUUACAUUUGUUUUUAUUCUCAUCAAUCUACACACAAUUCCCCAUAAUGACAAAGCGAAGACAGGUUUUUAGAAAUUUUUGCAAAUUAAUUAAAAAAACACUGAAAUAUCACAUUUACAUAAGUAUUCAGGCCCUUUGCUAUGACACUCAAAAUUGAGCUCAGGUGCAUCCUGUUUCCAUUGAUCAUACUUGAGAUGUUUUAACAACUUGAGUCCACUUGUGAGAAAUUCAAUUGAUUGGACAUGAUUUGGAAAGGCAUACACCUGUCUAUAUAAGGUCCCACAGUUGACAGUGCAUGUCACAGCAAAAACCAAGCCAUGAAGUUGAAUUGUCCAUAGACCUCCAAGACAGGAUUGUGUCGAGGUACAGAUCUGGGGAAGGGUACAAAAAAUUUUCUGCAGCAUUGAAGGUCCUGAAGAUCUCAGUGCCCUCCAUCAUUCUUAAAUGAAAGAAGUUUGGAACCACCAGAACUCCUCCUAGAGUUGGCCACCCGGCCAAACUGAGCAAUCUGGGGAGAAGGGCCUUGGUCAGGGUGGUGACCAAGAACCAGAUGGCCACUCUGACAAAACUCCAGAGUUCCUCUGUGGAUAUGGGAGAACCUUCCAGAAGGACAACCAUCUCUGCAGUACUCAACCAAUCAGGCCUUUAUGGUAGUAUGGCUAGACGAAAGCCACUCCUUAGUAAAAGACACAUGACAGCCCCCUUGGAGUUUACCAAAAGGCACCUAAAAGAGAAACAAGAUUUUCUGGUCUGAUGAAACCAAGAUUGAACUCUUUGGCAACAAUUCCAAGCGUCACGUCUGGAGGAAACUAGGCACCAUGGCCGUACCCACCAUUGAGGCCCCCGAGGUCAGGACCUCUGUAUUUUUUCCAAGGUGUAUAUAAUAAAAGUCGUGAAAUUGUCUAAAAAUAACUUGGCGCGGCAAAGAUAUUGUACAACGCCAAGAUAACCGACUUCCUCAUCUGGUCGCCGUCAUUGCUUGUGUGUGUGCAUGGGUGGGUGGUGAAGUGGAUGAUCUUGUCGUUACUACAAAAUCUUUACUCAACACAGUGGUUCUUUGAUCAACAACUUAAGGAAACCCGACAGGUAACCACUCAAUCCAUGCGAAGCAUGAUGUAGGGUGCGUUCGCAAAUAAGCUCGCGGCAGAGCGCACUCCAUAACAUUACUGGGCUGUUCGUAAAUUCUGAGCGCUUUUAGAAUGUUAUUCAGAGCACCGCCCUCUCGGAGUGUCCAGAGCGUACUCUGGGCACCUUGUAUCAGGAGACGGAGCAGCAGAGCUCAGAUCUAUAGUCUCUAAACCUGAAGCUAGACGUUUGAUAGGCUAGCUCACGAAAUUUAAUAUAAUGUUAAAUUGUUUAGCUAACUAGCUGCAAUUGUCACAAAUAGGAUAUUUCCAACUUACAUUACUCUAGCUGUAUCGGCAUCAUCAUCCUCACUGUCCACAAUUUCUUGCACAAGAGGCGCUACAUUGUUUUCAGUCAUAAAUAUUGAUCUUUUUAUUUCGUCCAUUUUUAUCAGCCAGUUUAGGUCAACUGACAGUUUUCCCGUUCGUAAAUUCGUAUAGGAAUAGAACGCUCUAUUUCUUGGAAACAUAGCCCUCUCAUUUUUGAAUAGAGUGUCAGAUUGCAUUGGACUGCUUGUUGUAGUUCAAUGUCAUUCAUCUAGACAUCAUCUGAUGAAUAGCUCCUGUGCAGUCGCGCUACGUUAAACAGUGGCCAUCCAUCAUGAUGCCGGCUAGUUUCACUUGAGUGAAUUAAGUUAAGUUAAUUCCAUCCAUCCAAUGGUAGACUGAUAAACUUUCAAUGAAAUUCUUUUCUUUAAAUUCAGUGUUUGUGUAAAAGGUUGGAAUUUGUGUUAUAAAGAGGUGGGCUACCCCUAUAUAUUUUUUUAUUUGCAUUGCAAAUGUUUCAUUUAGAAUACGUAACGUCAGCUCAUUUCAUUUCACGCUAGGAUAAUAACCUUAUACAUCCGGGCCGCUAAAUGGUGCUUUCUGCCUGUGAUCAAUGGGAAUUAUGUUUCAUGCUUGGAUUUCAGAAUAAAUCCAGCAUCG
Messenger RNA from Anguilla rostrata (American eel), 8537 nucleotides. It is a transcript of the gene fgfrl1a, whose product is annotated as fibroblast growth factor receptor like 1a. The record is from RefSeq and is a predicted model, not a curated record. NCBI's taxonomy places the organism in Eukaryota, Metazoa, Chordata, Actinopteri, Anguilliformes, Anguillidae. The coding region runs from base 714 to 2195 and encodes 493 amino acids. The transcript is spliced from 7 exons. Gene Ontology annotation, molecular function: fibroblast growth factor receptor activity; fibroblast growth factor binding. Gene Ontology annotation, cellular component: plasma membrane.